Molecule: messenger RNA, 7407 nt
Organism: Symbiodinium sp. CCMP2592
Lineage: Eukaryota; Dinophyceae; Suessiales; Symbiodiniaceae
Source: the annotation of a GenBank genome assembly
AUGUCGUCUGCUGAUGGUGGUGAUGCGGGGACUACUCAUGUCCAUGAUCCUAGUGAUGAUUCUGUUUGGCGACCUAGUGAGGGCGGAGGUAACGAACAAGGAAGCGGUGACUCCCGACCUCCUCCGCGUGAUGAUCAUGGCACCUCGCAAUGGGAUCACGCCCAUGACCCAUGGAUUACCAGCGACCAGGCUGGUGGGGCCAUUCCAGUUGGGGAGAUCGUAGCAGCUGGUGGCAAGGCUACGAUUGGCGAGACCAGAGACGAUGGAGCCUCGGGGAAACAUGGGGCACCUCGCUCUGCGGACGGCAGUGCGGGCAAUGAUCACAAGCAGGCCUCCGGAUGGAGCCCAGGAGACAAUGGAUGGGACGACGCCUCCAGAGGCGUCCCUCGCCGGCCCGAGAACUCUCGUGGGCCGAGCGAAAAGAUGGUGGUCCCCACUUUCGACGGCGAGAUCAACUCCACCUACGACGACCUCGGCUCCUCUGCAAGAUCGUAUGUUCGGCAGGUGAGCGCUUGGCGUCGAAUGACGCGUCUCAGCGCUGACCAACAGGCGCUUACCUUGUAUCAGAACCUCUCCGGCAAGGCUUGGGUGGACGCGGAGAAGUUGCAUAUGGACCGCCUCGCUGCUUCCGACGGCGUCGACUACUUCCUCGGAUGGAUAAAGGAGAGGUAUCUUGAUGUCCAAAUCACACAGGUGGGACGCAGCCUCUCUGGCUUCUUCCGAGGCCUCCGAAGGAAGCCUACUCAGACGGUCCGGGAGUACCUCUCGGAGUUCGAUCGCGCCUAUGCGCGACUCAAUGAAGUCGGGUGUUGCUUACCCGACGUGGCGGCGGCCUGGGUCUUUGUAGAUCGUAUGGGGCUCGAUGAACAAGCAGAACUCAACCUCUUAGCGUCCGUCGGGAACGUCUAUGACCUCCAGCAAUUGCAAAAAGCUGCAAUUGUGCACGAUCGCACCUUGCGGAAGCCCUGGGAGACGAUGCCCAAGAACGACAGGAACCCUCGCCGCGAAUGGCUGCCGAGGCGCAAUCACUCGGCUCUCCUCACCGGGCACGAAGAUGGCGAAGAGGACUUCCUCCAGGACGACGGCCAGGCCGAGAUCGACGAAGACGAGAUCGUCCCCGAGGACGUUGCGGCUGAGUACUACGAGACCUUCAUGACGCAUGAGUCGGCCAAACAACGAUAUAAGGAGACCCUCAAGCUACGUGGCAGCGACCCCGAAUCCCUGAAAAAGCUAUCCGAAGACCGCCUCCAAGCAGCGAAGGCGCGGUCAUACUGCGCAGGUUGCCGACGACGAGGUCAUUGGCACCGAGAUGCAUGCUGCCCUUUGAACAAAGCUGCGGCCGGGCCUGAUGGAGGACGCCAACAUGUUGUGCAUGUGACUUGGGACCUUCAGGACCAGGGCGGCCCCGACUUGAUGGCGAUUACAGACACGGCGUGCUCCAGGAGCGUCGCCGGGAUCCAUUGGAUCAACUCUUAUGUGGCUCUGGCAAAGCAGAAGGGUUUCAGCGUUGAGUUUGUGCACAUCCAGGAAGCCUUUCGCUUCGGAGCGUCUCGAGUGUUUGAGGCCCGCCAUGCGGCGGUUAUCUACUUCCCCAUCGGAGAGAAGAUCGUUGGACUCAAGAUCGCUGUAGUCUACGGAGAAGUGCCUCUACUGAUUUCGAGACCAGCUUUGGCACUUUUGGGAAUGAUUAUGGAUGUGGCCCGGAAUGUUGCCACCUUCCGUGCUGUUGGUGUCACAGAUUUGCCGCUGAAGAUGACUGAAACAGGGCAUCCAGCUUUCCCGGUCCAACCUGUGGACCCCAAGAGCCUGAAAGGACCUGCCAUGGACUGGCCGUCUCAGGAGAUCGGCAUCUUCUCGCGCGCUGAGCAAUACAUGGUGUUUGCUUUGGAUUCUGUAGAGCCUCUUCUAGAUGAAGCUCAUGUCCGUCGCAACAAAGACCCGAAGGCCCUUCAUGUCCUCUCCGAGAUGAAGAAGGACGAGCUGCUCCGGGAAGCGGCUGCACGGAACCUGCCGGUGAACCCCCGGUGGACGGUGGUCGAGCUCCGUUCGGUGAUUCAGGAGGACAUGGAUGCCGAGACGAAGUCAGCGCCUUCAUCCGCCCCUCCGGUGGGACUCUCCAAGAUGACCUUGCAAGAGCUGAAGGAGAAGGUGGUGGAGAUCGGCCUCGAGAUCCCUGCCAAAGCCACCCGGGGCAUCCUCAUGCGGAUGGUGCGGGACAACGGGGGCAAGGGCCCCGAGACUAUCCUCACCUUUGGGAGGUACCAAGGGAUGCGCUACAUGGACACCCCGAUCGGCUAUCGCACCUGGGCGGUACGGGAGGUGGUGAACAACGACAAUGCAUCGGAGGAUUUGCGGAUGUUCGCGGCCUGGUGGAAGGCCGAGACGGAGACCCGAGGAGUGGUGCAUCCGCCGACCUACGUGGACCCGGAGAGUGGUGCUUCGAUCCCCUACGUGCCGGACGAGUCGGAGGACAGUGCGGUUUGGGAAAGGGUGUCUUCUUAUGUUCCGGCGAAGGCCAAGGCGAAAUGGAGCGGCUACCAGCCGGUCCCACCGACUACGACACCGAAGCGACGUUCGGCACCUUCCGAGAGCAGUUUCUCGAACCGCUCCCGCAUGGAUCAAGACAUCCCGGUGGAGAUCUUGGACGAGGUACAGCACCUCGAGGAGAGGCUGGCAAUCCUACGCGACUACGACGAGAUCUACUUCGAGGACGAUGAGGAGAAGCUUGCCUUUCUUCGUGACCAGAUCACACCCUUGGGCGUUCCACGCGAGGACGCGGCCUACGUGAAGGAAAUCAUGAAUGAAGAGGUUGGCUUCAAGGAAACCAACCUGGAGAACUCCGACUUCUACCUGAACCAUGGUCCCGCAGAAUGUGUCCGAGAACAACAUAUAAAGGACAGUGCAGAACGUGGCUAUGAGUCUGCACCGGGUCCUGCUGGGCAUGUUCGCUUCGAGGAAACCAACCUGGAGAACUCCGACUUCUACCUGAACCAUGGUCCCGCAGUAUGUGUUCGAGAACAACAUAUGAAGGACAGUGCAGAACGUGGCUAUGAGUCUGCACUGGGUCCUGCUGGGCAUGUUCGCUUCGAGGAAACCAAACUGGAGAACAGCGACUUCUACCCGAACCAUGGUCCCCAUAUCCCAGAGAACGUAGGUGAGAUCUCUGUCCAGUCCAUCUCCGAGGUGCUCCAGUUAGGCACCGAGGAUUUCUUCGAGAUUGCCAGUGGUGAGGAGCAUUCAGUUGUCCAGGAAAAUUCAGAUUUUCAGGUUCUGGCUGCGUCCGAUUCCUCUUCAUCUACUACAACCUUGAGAUGUGAAGCCUUGGCCCGCGAGAAGCUGCGCGCAAAAGCCUUUUCUUUCACUGACCUCUACGAGAUCGUCCAGCUCAUGCCGCUCCGUAAGAUCAAGAAGCAUAGGUGCAUCAGCGGGGGCGCCGACGCGACGGUCAACUACUUCUUCGCUGGCCUAUACACCCACGGCGUCUUCUCCGGGAUCACAAAAGGAACGGAAGCACUGCCCUGGGUGACCCGGUACGUCAAUGCAUUCGGACGGGACAAAACCGAUGGCAGCUGGAGUUCGUGGAUCCUCAGCAAGAACGUCAAGUCCACCGUGCACGCCGACAGUCACAACCUCGUCGGCACCAACAUUACAACGAUGAGCUUCGGCGACUUUUCCGGUGGAGAGCUUUGGGUCGAAAAUGAUGCGAAUGACCUUGAGGGCGACGCCGUUUUCAGGACCGACGCCUUCAACACGACUUGGAAAGGAAAGCUUGUGUCUACCAAGGAGUCACCGCUCAUCCUCGACCCCAAGCGCAAGCACUGCACUGAACCAUGGAAAGGGGACCGAUGGACGUUGGCUUUCUUCACUCCGCGGGGUUUCCCGCAGUCUGCCCCGGCCCUACGAGACCGACUCCGAGAUCUUCGAUUCCCUCUUCGCGGCCUCCCCAUCGAGGAGCACCACCACGACUUUGCGCGUGCACCCAGGCCACCUAAGAGCACCCGCAAGGGGUUAUGGAAGGCGGCCAAGAGACUUGCCUCAAUGACUGCGUGGUGUACGAUGGCAGCUACCUCCUGGGCGACUACAGACUUUCCUCUUGGAAAGAAACAGGGAGCACCUACCCUCUUUGAAGUGGGCGAUGUCACGAAGACUCUGGAGGCUGGCGACUUUGACUACGUUUGUAUGGAGCCUCUUCUUCCGGAAGAUCUGGGACCGCCGAAUGUUUUCUCCGAGGCCAAAGACAACCUCAUGAAGUUCGAGCCGGAGACCGUGUGGGUCCAUGUUGAGAAGAUAAAGGGGUCUUUCGGUCCACUCCAGCAAGUGUUCGAGGCCCAGGCGUGCAGCGGGAGACCUUUGGUGUUUGAGCUUCCCGAGGACAAGAAUGACAUCACCAGCGGUGAGCUCGAAGAUUUUCUCGAAAAGUAUGACAGCCACAGCGAAAGCCAUGAUGGAAAGCGCCGCCUCGUGCGCAUCAAUCACCGGGACAACUCUUCCCCAGACCUCACGCUUCCUCAAGGAGAUCGAGCCAACUUCCUUUUCGAGUCCUACAUGGCCUCUGGAGGUGCCCGUGGAAGCGAUGAUCCUCCGCCGGAAGUCCAGGAACGAGGUGCGGAAGCCAUUUCUUUCACAAAGGGAGAAACGAUACCUGGACCGGUGCAAAGCUCCCUCAAGAGGUUACACCAGAACCUCGGACACGCGAGCCCGGGCGAUAUGGCUCGGCAUUUGCGAUUGGCUGGAGCCGAUCCUACGGUGAUCAGCGCAUGCAAGCGGAUGCGCUGUCAGGUUUGCGAGUGGCAACAACGAGGCGGUUCACCGAGACCCGCGAGCAUCCCCAACCUCCUAGAGUUCAAUCAGGUGGUCGCCUUGGACGCCUUUACCACCUACGAUGCUUUCGACGACAAGGUGGAGUUGCUUAUGGCAGUCGACCUCGGAACCGGUUUCUGCUUGGCGAGCGAGCUUGAUGGGCACUCCGGAAAAGCCAUGGAAGCCACCUUUUGCCGGAUGUGGAGCCAAACUUUUGGGGCACCGGGCACCCUGGUGCUCGACCUCGAGACAGGCCUCCAAGCAGGGCUUGCACGUUUCUCCGAGUGGCACGGGACACUGUUGCGUCCCAUCGCGGCCCAAGCCCAUUGGCAGCAAGGUGUUGUCGAGAGAUGUAUUCGGACUUGGAAAGAAUUUUGGGUGAGGACCGUCGAUGACAAGACUGUCACCCGGAAAGAAGCUCCUUUGGCUAUCACUUCGGUGAACUCCACGAUGAACACCCUCAGGCGCCAAAGCGGAUUCAGUCCUUCUCAGGCAGUAUGGGGACGAGACCCACGACUUCCCGAAGACCUCAGCGACCACCAGCUUUCAGAGCACUUCCACCAUGUCCUUUCCCAAGAUCGAGUACGUGCACGGGAACACACUUUGCGCGUGGCCGCAAAAGAGUCCUUCUUCAAGGUCAAGAAUGACGAAAAGCUUCGCCGUGCCCUAUUGCAACGGACAAGAGUCUCUGGCAGUGACCUCGAGAUCGGCAUGCACGUCUUCAUGUACCGGAAGCCCAAGGACUCCAAGAACUGGAAGUGGUUCGGCCCAGCUACUGUGAUAGGGCGCGAAGGUGGCAACUACUGGGCCUCUUUCGCGGGCCGGCGUCACUUGAUCGCCCCCGAGCACAUCAGGAUCGCAACUGGAGAAGAGCUUGGAGCAGCUUUCACGUUGCGGGCGACAAAAGAAGACCUCGAAAAGCUUCUGGAGGUGCCCUUUGCCGACGAGGAGAUUUUUGCGGGAGAUAAUGGUGAUCAAGGCGAUGAUGAUCUUGCGCUACCACCGGGAGACGGCGAUGCUAUGGACGACCAAGAACCCGAGGGAGAGGAAACCGUUUUCCCUCCUGUGGCCAAGAGAUACCGCACGAAAGGACCCCAGGACGCCGAGGACGACAUCUUCGAUGAGCUGUUGGUUUCCACUGUGGGCACCGAGAAUAAGGACCUCCAGACCGCCUACAUGAUGAAGCUUCCCAAGACGCCCCGCGCCAAGGAAAAGGCUCUGGAGAAGGAGAUUCCAUGGAGCCUCAUACCUGAAGAUCAACAUGAAGGCUUCAGGGCAGCCGAAAAGACUCAGUACGACGAGCACAUCCAGCACGAGGCGCUUGAACCGCUUUCCGUUGAGGAGAGCAGGGAGAUUUUGAGGACCAAGCAUGAGAGAGUACUGAGUAGUCGGUUCGCGUACAAGGACAAAUUUUGGUCCAAAAGAAAAGAACAGCCGAACAUCGGCUGGAAGCAUAAAGCCAGGCUAGUAAUAGCUGGACAUCGCGACCCGGACUUUAUGAAUGGCCUCAGCACGCACGCUCCCACCGUGUCCCGACAAGGAAUUCUACUUUUGCUGCAGAUCCUCGCUAGCAACCUCCGCCGAGGAUGGACAGGCCAUGCAGGCGAUGUUUCUGCUGCCUUUUUUUGUGGUGAGAGCCUUCAACGGGAACUUUUCCUUAAGCAACCUCGCUCCGGGCUUGGAGAUUUGCACCCUGAACAACUACUGCGAAUCAAGAAACCCAUCUUCGGGCUGGUCGACAGCCCUGCGUCGUGGUGGGGAAAGUUCCGAAAGUCUUUGAGAUUGCAUGGAGAAGACGGGCGCGUGUGGGUGAUAAGCAACUGCUCUCUGGACCAUUGUAUCUUCAUUGUCCAGGAGGAAGUCACUGAUGAAGAAGGACGGCGAGUGCUACGGGAACCCGAAGCCUACAUCGGGGUCCAUGUUGACGAUGUCCUCCUGGUGGGCGACAACGACCUGUGCCGCCUCAUCCAGAAGGAGCUCAGCGCCCAGUUCCCCAUCAAAGAGUGGGAAAGCGGAUCGUUUGAGUACGUCGGGUCCUACAUCGACAUCAAAGAGGACAUGAUCAUGGUGUCGCAGGCGAGCUACACGACUACGAGGCUUUUCGAAGUAGAGGUGCACAAGGAGCAGAGCGACGAGGACCCCGCCACCGAGAUCCAAAAGCACGACAACAUGUCCUUGAUAGGCGCUUUGUCGUGGUUGGCUAGCCAGAGCCGGCCCGACCUACAAGUGGGGGUGUCGAUGUGUCAGCAAAGGCAACGCGAGCCUCUGGUUGCCGACAUCAAGUUCACGAACCUCAUGGCGCAGAGGGCCUACGAGCACCAGAAGGAGGGCGUGCGCAUCUUCCCGAUUGACCUCAACCGGGCGACCCUCCUUUGUUUUCAUGAUGCGGGAUGGGCGAACGCUUCGCAAAAUCAGGAGGAUCCCUACUACAAGCUCACCCCCGAAGAGGACCAGCUUGGGAUGAUCACCAGUGGCCCCAUGAGUAGGAAUGAGGCCAAAGCGAAGCGUGCAAACUCGAGUGUGUGCUCCCAGUUGGGCGGGCUCUUCCUCCUCGCUGAUCGAGAAGUACUUCAAGGCGGGAAACACAAAGUGAGCACUCUAGACUGA